Molecule: messenger RNA, 1900 nt
Organism: Eptesicus fuscus (big brown bat)
Lineage: Eukaryota; Metazoa; Chordata; Mammalia; Chiroptera; Vespertilionidae
Gene: HJV
Product: hemojuvelin BMP co-receptor
Exons: 3
Coding region: 1-1290 (429 amino acids)
Biological process (GO): BMP signaling pathway
Cellular component (GO): plasma membrane
Molecular function (GO): coreceptor activity
Source: RefSeq, a predicted model, not a curated record
AUGGGGGAUCCAGGCCAGCGCCCUAGUCCCCGGUCCCCCCACGGCAGUCCCCCAACUCUAAGCACUCUCACUCUCCUGCUGCUCCUCUGUGGAUAUGCUCACUCUCAGUGCAAGAUCCUCCGCUGCAAUGCUGAGUACGUGUCGUCCACCUUGAGCCUCAGAGGCGGGGGCUCCCCGGGGGCGCUCCGAGGGGCGGGCGGCGGGGGCCGGGGCGGCGGGGGCUCCGGCGGCCUCUGCCGGGCGCUCCGCUCCUACGCGCUGUGCACGCGGCGCACGGCGCGCACCUGCCGCGGGGACCUGGCCUUCCACUCGGCGGUGCACGGCAUCGAGGACCUGAUGAUCCAGCACAACUGCUCCCGCCAGGGCCCCACGGCGCCGCCCCCGGCCCGCGGCCCCGCCCUGCCCGGCGCCGGCCCCGCGCACCCCGCGGGCCCCGCCGCCCCCGACCCCUGCGACUACGCGGGCCGGUUCGCCCGCCUGCACGGCCGCCCCCCGGGCUUCCUGCACUGCGCCUCCUUCGGGGACCCCCACGUGCGCAGCUUCCACCACCACUUCCACACGUGCCGAGUGCGGGGCGCGUGGCCGCUGCUGGACAACGACUUCCUCUUCGUCCAGGCCACCAGCUCGCCCGUGGCUCCCGGCGCCAACGCCACCGCCACCCGGAAGCUCACCAUUAUCUUUAAGAACAUGCAGGAGUGCAUCGAUCAGAAGGUCUACCAGGCGGAGGUGGACAACCUCCCCGCCGCCUUCGAAGAUGGCUCCGUCAAUGGCGGGGACCGCCCCGGGGGCUCCAGCCUGUCCAUCCGCACGGCGAACCCCGGCAGCCACGUGGAGAUCCGAGCCGCCUACAUCGGCACCACGGUGGUCGUCCGGCAGGCGGCCGGGCAGCUCUCCUUCGCCAUCCGGGUGGCGGAGGACGUGGCGCGGGCCUUCUCGGCCGAGCAGGACCUGCAGCUGUGCGUGGGCGGCUGCCCCCCGAGCCAGCGGCUCUCCCGCGCCGAGCGCAGCCCCCGGGGGGCGCUGAGCCUGGACGCCGCCCGGCGGCUGUGCAAGGCCGGGCUGCCGGUGGAAGACGCUUACUUCCAUUCCUGUGUCUUCGACGUUUCUGUCUCCGGGGACCCCAACUGGACGGUGGCCGCGCAGGCCGCGCUCGAGGACGCCCGAGCCUUCCUGCCGGACCUAGAAAAGCUGCACCUCUUCCCCUCGGAUGCCGGGGUCCCCCUCUCCUCGGCGGCCCUCCCAGCCCCACUGCUCCCCGGCCUCUGGGUCCUGUGGCUUGGCAUUCAGUAGCGAGGCCCUGGGCCCUGGAUUGGGUUGGAAAUGGUCUGGGGACAGAGAUGGGCCGGGGCAACAUAAAGAAUCGCUGAAGGGCCCUGGCCGGCCUUGGCCUGCGGGCUGAAGGGUCCAGGGUUUGAUUCCGGUCAAGGGCACAUGCCCGGGUUGCGGGACUUGAUCCCCAGUGUGGGGCGUGCAGGAGGCAGCCAAUCAAUGAUUCUCUGUCAUCAUGGAUGUUUCUAUCUCUCCCUCCCUCUCUGAAAAAGAAUCACUGAAGGAGACGGUGGGGACUGGGAGACACGUGCAACAAUGACAUUUAGCCAGAGUGAGACAAGGCUGCAGUCCAGCGGUGGAAAUGAUCCUAGAAUAAGGAUUCUGGAUCAGGUUUCUGCAUUCCACACAUCCCCUUAGGGACUCCACCAGUUUCCCUGGUCCCCUUUCCAGUAAGUGAACUGGCCCAGUCCAUCUGCUCCUGAGCUCACCCCUACCUACCAGUUUAGAGGUUAGAGUGGCCCUGAGGAUCGUAGAAAACGAGACUUUUAACAGGAAAGAACUAAAAGGUCAUCCUACCUAAUAACAGAGUGAUAUGCAAAUUGACCGUACCUUCGCUACACCCACAAGCCAC